Messenger RNA from Homarus americanus (American lobster), 2897 nucleotides. RefSeq lists its product as uncharacterized. The record is from RefSeq and is a predicted model, not a curated record. The transcript is spliced from 3 exons. Bases 193 to 1908 code for a protein of 571 amino acids. NCBI's taxonomy places the organism in Eukaryota, Metazoa, Arthropoda, Malacostraca, Decapoda, Nephropidae.
CACGACGGUGAGGAAGGCAGUCUUCUAGUGACUGCCAGAGCGUCUAGUUCUCUUACCUGUGGUUUUCAUUCCCGCUCAUAAGCCUUUCACUAUACAGGUUAAUUAAAACAUACCCGGAACACCAAUGUGAGUAACCAGAGCACCCACUAAGUAUACUUCCUCUACGGGUGUUUUAAGAUACCCUGACGAAGGAUGUUAGGUCAAGUGGCAGCAGCGAGUGGGGUAGUGGUGAUGAUGAUGAUGGUGGUGGUGGUGGGUAGUACUGAGGCGUGGUUCUCCUCCUCAUCCCUGUGUGACCUGCCUCAGUGCCAGUGCCUCAUCUCCCCCAGGGGUGCUGAUAUCUUCUGCAAGUGCCUUAAUGACGAGGACAUGACGAUCAGGACUUCGGAUCUGCCCACCAACGUGUUCAACUUGACGGUGGAGGGAUGUGCCACCGUGGGUAUGUCGGACUCCCUGGCGCCCCUGCCCCUGCAUUCCCUCACCUUCAGAGGCAUCAAAGACCUCAGGAUCCCCUCCCAAACCUUCCUGUACGGCCUCCGUCACCUGGCUGCCGUGGUCAUAGAGGACACAAAGAUCCCCGUUAUACCCAGCUUCAGCUUCAGCGCCCUGGAGAACAUCUUCAGUGUCGUCUUUCAGAAUGUAGAAAUAGGGAGUAUCUCCAGCGAUGCCUUCUCCGACCUGAGACAUCUUCGCUUCCUGAGAUUCAUUAAGUCUAGAAUCGGUGACAUAGAGCGUAAUGCCUUCGGUAGAGGGAAGAGUAAAAUAGCUAAUUUCAUCAUGGAAGACUCCAUCAUAGACACCAUUCAUGAAGGCGGUGUGUGGCUGGAUGAUGCAGACAUCGUGCAGAUUGACAAGUGUAAUGUCAAUAAAGUUGGCAAUAAUGCCAUCAGGCUCAACAAUGCAUUUUUCUUCUACUUGACGAGGAGCAGCCUUGGGAGUUACGAGCCUGGGGGCAUCAGUGGGAGGUACUUCAGUGGUGUCAUGAUCGACAACGACUACAUCAACCCCGUUGCUAUUGAUGGAGAGGAGCCGCGGCCACUGUUUGAUCUCCGCGAGUCUAGACGUCACGGGAGUGCUGUUGCGCCCUUUUUCCACUUCACGAGUAAUGUGCUCACAAAAGCUCUCCCCGGCCACGCCUUCUUCAUCACGAACCCGAUGAUAAAUGUAGCUGUACCCAACAACACUGUGGGGGAAUGUUCCUGCGAUGACUAUAGAAACUUCCUUCGAUCCCUGAAACCAAUCCUCGACGAUUACACCCUCACCGUCCACCAGGCACUGGUAGAGCACGGCAUCUGUCUGUUGAACUAUCAAAUUUUUAGUAUUGGCUGCCGUAAUCUGACUCCACCUUUGUUUGCUGGUAUUUUUCCUAAAAAUAUUCGGAACCCCUCACGAGAACUGGCUCUUAGAAUCACGACAAAAACAGCAGCAGAAACAGUCAGAGCGAGAACCACUACCAGAAAGGGCCAAAAGACACCACAAGGAACCACAGCUAAACCUCAUUUAUUCCAGACAGUAACACACUCACCCACCACAACCUCGUUCAGGGCCCCCUCGACUCCCAGAUCAGGUGUUACGACUACAACUGCAAAACCUUCAUUCAUACCCCACUUGGACCGCCUCACAGGACCUAAUGCGUCAGUCUUCCCACCUUCAAUCUUACAAUCCAAAACAGAGAAACCAUUGGCCACGGUUCUCCAUGUCCAGACACUGGCGGAAAGUUUGAGCAGUCUCGAUGCACAAGCUAUUUGGAAUGAGAUCUAUGGUGGGGUGUUUGCUCUCAGAUUACGCAAGCCCCUCCCAGAUAUGUUUCCCAACUCUCUACCAAGCAUGAAGUUUGGCAAGACGGUGAAACCUCUUGAACUACGGAGAAUACACGGAGGGAAGCCGACUGUUGUCUCGCCACGAUAAGACGCGUACACGAGACAACACCUGCUAUAUGGAGUAAUGUUUGAUAUAAUAUAAUAAAAAGUGUAUAUCAAUAUUAUAACUUAUGUGCCAUUCUUAGUUACAUACUCGGUGAUACACACAGUCAUGUUAACUCACAAUUGAACUUAAAAUUCAAAUAUAGAAACAUACAAUCUUCACGUAUACACUAAUAUGGCGUGCCAAUACACACGUCCACCAUCACAUUUUUACCAAACACACAAUAGUAAAUAAUGCUUACGGUAUUUAAUGUCAGGUUGGCUGUCCUGGGCUACAAUAGUUUUCCGGCAUUACCAUGUUACAGCCAUCCCCACGUUGGCCCACCUGUAGAUUACCGGGAACGGGUGCAGGUCUUGGAUAUCUUCUUAAUCUUGUUUAACUGAAGCGCUCAGAUGUUGCUGUUGUACCACAAGGGUCCUGGAGUCUUGUCGAGGCUUGUUCAACAUUCACAUAUGAAUGUAUACAAGCACACGUGUGGUGCAUAUGUACAGGCACAGACAUACACACGGAUGAUUACAAAUAUAACAGGAUACAAAUACGUUAAGUUUUCUAAAUGUUUCAAAUUUGUUUCCGGUUUUAAUCAUUUCAAAGGUUUAUAAUAUAUUGUAGAUGUAUCGAAAAAAUGUGCCAGUUAAUCAAUGCUGUGUGUUACGAAUGCCAUAAUUAAGAAAAAUGCUUGUUAAGAUAAUAUAGGACUUAAUACGUGAUGUAGAUAAAUCGGGGACUAAUCUAACGAACCUUAGUCGUGAUAGGCCCCAAUCUAACGUAACCUUGUAACAUUAGGGCCAACUUGUAAUGGGAUUCACUCUUAAGUGUUGUGUUGGGGCACACAUGACCUGCAACACACCAGAACACAAGAGUUGUAGCUUGUGUAAAUUUUGGAUUACACUGAUAAUCUUUGUGUUGCUUUUUAAGUACACUCAACACUUGGCAAAUGUUUAAGUUUUUGUUUAGCCUUAGUUUUGAUAUUCUGG